AUGCCCCACGCUCACCAGUACUGGUGCCUGCCAUGCAGGAAGCCGUUCCGAUCUCGCAAAGGGUACUCACUUCAUCGUACGCGUAUCCAUCCACGUCUACAGCGGGUCCCUCUCCGAGCAACGUAUCGGUUUCACCCAUACUUGAACGGGCUCCCUUGCGAUAUACAGGGGUUGUUUCUUGCGCCCGGGGCUCCACCGCCUGAGAAGGAGCCCAUCACCUUUGCACCCUUCGAGAACCGGCCUGCCUUUGAAUUUGCUGACCUGAUUGUGAAGAAGAUGCAGACCUCUAUAGGAGAUAUCAACGCCCUGCUGCGGACGCAGGCCGCUUACAAUGCGACCCAAGGUGGAGGGGAUCCGCCAUUCGAGGACUCAGACGAGCUCUUCGCAACGGUCGAUGCGAUUCCGUAUGGUAACGCACCUUGGGAAAGCUUCACCCUACAGUACACAGGCCCAGUUGACGACGACUCUCCGUCAUGGAAGCGGGGAACGUUUGUCGUUCAUUGCCGCAAUCCAAGGACGGUCGCACACAACAUAUCCAGAAAUGAAGAAUUUGACGGGAAAUUUGAUACGACGCCGUAUCAAGAGUAUUGUGCACCCGGAGCUCCAAGAUUCUCGAACGUCAUGUCGGGUCUAUGGGCCUAUAAGCAAGCGACCAAAAUCGCCGCCGACCCUGCGACGCAUGGGUCAAUGCUGAUGCCAAUCAUCCUGGGGGCGGACAAGACAACGGUCUCGGUUGGGACCGGACACACAGAGUUCCACCCCGUUUACAUGUCCAUAGGUAAUGUGGACAACUCCAUGCGACGUGCUCAUAAGGACGCGAUCAUCCCAAUUGCGUUCUUAGCAAUCCCAAAAGCAUCCCGAGAGGAGGCCGAGACGGACGAAUUCCGGAUCUUCCGCAAGCAACUCUAUCACGCGUCCCUUGCGCAGAUCAUGUCGCCGCUGAAACAAUACAUGGAGACGCACGAUGUGCUGCAAUGCCCGGAUGGGCACUUCCGCCGGGUAAUAUACGAGCUUGGCCCCUUUAUUGCUGAUUAUCCUGAACAGGUCGUACUUUCUGGAGUCGUCCAAGGGUGGUGCCCGAAAUGCUUGGUUCCUCCGGAAGAUCUGCAUAAGGCCGGCGAACCGCGCUGCCAUGAACACACUGCCCAUGUCGUCGACGCGUUUGAUGUCGAGACUCUGUGGACAAUGUGGGGUAUUGAUGCAAAUGUGAUCCCGUUCACUGCAUACUUCCCCCGCGCCGACAUUCACGAGCUCCUCACACCCGACCUUCUUCACCAACUGAUCAAGGGAACAUUCAAGGACCAUCUCGUCGAUUGGGUGGAACAAUACCUCUACCACGUGCACUCGAAGAUAGAGGCUCGACGUCGGAUGGACGACAUUGAUCGAAGAAUCGCGGCUGCGCCUCAAUUCCCUGGCCUCCGCCGGUUUCCGGAAGGCCGUAAUUUCAAGCAAUGGACAGGUAAUGAUUCGAAGGCCCUGAUGAAGGUGUAUCUAUCGGCGAUAGAAGGACACGUCCCUGAUGAGAUGGUCCGCUGCUUUGCCGCGUACCUCGACUUCUGUUACCUCGCACGACGAUCAGCCCACGAUGACAAGUCGUUGGCAGCCAUGGAAGAGGCUCUUACCCGUUUCCACACCCAUCGCGUCAUCUUUGAGACGGUGGGUGUACGUCCCGAGGGCUUCUCACUUCCACGGCAGCACGCUCUUAUCCACUACAUCACGGGUAUCCGACUGUUUGGUUCCCCAAACGGUAUCUGCUCGUCGAUCACCGAGUCAAAGCACAUCCGCGCGGUCAAACGGCCAUGGCGCGCGUCGAGCAAGAAUAAUCCUCUGCCGCAGAUCCUCCGUACAAAUCAGCGUCUGGACAAGCUCAGUGCGGCGCGCUCAUGCUUCACGAGCCGUCAAAUGCUCGAUGGUGAUGUUCUCGCAGACGCGUUGAACCUUGCUAUUCUAACACUGGACGACGACCUGGACGACGACCUCAAUGAGCCAGAGGAUGAAGUAGUCGAUAUUGAGGGAGACCUCGACGGGACUGUUGAGCUGCCGAAAAGACAAGAGCGUCUGGCGGCGGAGUACGACCAGCCUCAUCUUCAGGAACUUGUGCGGCGCUUCCUGUUUGAUCAGCUCGCUCCCGAUGACGCCGAGGUCGACUCAAGUGCAGUCGACCUCUCUGAAUGCCCCAAAUUCGAUGGGAAGAUCGCUGUAUACCGCACAGCAUAUGCGACCUUUUACGCCCCAAGCGAACUGUCAGGGACUGGUGGCAUGCACCGCGAAACGAUCCGCGCUAAUCCGUCGUGGCGCGGUCAUCCUCGUUUCGACACAAUCCUCCUCAAUGUUGAUCCCGACGAGCCGGGACUAGACGGGCUGGCUGUUGCACGGGUGAAGGGCCUCAUGGCCAUAACGUAUCAUGGCAUGCGUUACCCUUGUGCGUUGGUUGACUGGUACGAAAGGGUGGAUGCCGAGCUAGACAACCCGACUGGUAUGUAUGUAGUCCAGCCGGAAUGUGUUGAUGGAGAGCAGGUGUCAUCGAUUGUUCACUUGGACAGUGUUUUCCGUGCUGUACACCUUACUGCUGUGUAUCGAGACGCUGAUAUACCACUUGAUUUCCAUUUCUCGUAUACUCUAGAUGUAUUUGAGUCUUUCUACGUAAACAAGUACGGUGAUUACCAUUUACACGAAUACAUAAUCUAG
This is a messenger RNA of Rhodofomes roseus, 2688 nucleotides long. RefSeq lists its product as uncharacterized. Bases 1 to 2688 code for a protein of 895 amino acids. The record is from RefSeq and is a predicted model, not a curated record. The transcript has 9 exons. NCBI's taxonomy places the organism in Eukaryota, Fungi, Basidiomycota, Agaricomycetes, Polyporales, Fomitopsidaceae.